Messenger RNA from Mastomys coucha (southern multimammate mouse), 5612 nucleotides. RefSeq names its product copine 3 (gene Cpne3). NCBI's taxonomy places the organism in Eukaryota, Metazoa, Chordata, Mammalia, Rodentia, Muridae. The coding region runs from base 203 to 1804 and encodes 533 amino acids. The transcript has 17 exons. Gene Ontology annotation, biological process: cellular response to calcium ion; ERBB2 signaling pathway. The record is from RefSeq and is a predicted model, not a curated record. Gene Ontology annotation, cellular component: plasma membrane. Gene Ontology annotation, molecular function: calcium-dependent phospholipid binding; receptor tyrosine kinase binding.
CUCCGCCCACGAGCCCCGCCCCUCCGCGGUCCCGCCCUCAGGUUCCAGUAAAGCCCCUGUGGUCCCGCCGCCUUGCGUUACUCCUUGCUGGCUUUCCACCUUCCUCGGACUUCCUCGGCGACUUAGCAGGAAAGGGGAGGUCUCCCCCCAUGAAUAUCAGGCAGCCUUGGAAGACCAAGUUGCAGUAAGACUAGCUCAAGACAUGGCUGCUCAGUGUGUCACGAAGGUAGAACUAAAUGUUUCCUGUAACAACCUUUUGGAUGCAGAUGUGACAUCGAAGUCGGACCCUUUAUGUGUAUUGUUUUUGAGCACGAGUGGUCAACAGUGGUAUGAGGUUGAACGGACAGAAAGGAUUAAGAACUCUUUGAAUCCCAAGUUUUCUAAGACAUUCGUUAUUGAUUACUACUUUGAAGUGGUUCAGAAGUUGAAGUUUGGAAUCUAUGACAUCGACAACAAAACUAUCGAGUUGAGUGAUGAUGACUUCUUGGGAGAAUGUGAAGUCACUCUUGGUCAAAUCGUUUCCAGUAAGAAGCUAACUCGACCACUGGUGCUCAAAAAUGGCAAACCUGCAGGGAAAGGGAGUAUUACGAUUUCAGCAGAAGAAAUCAAGGAUAACAGAGUAGUAUUGUUUGAAAUGGAAGCCAGAAAACUUGAUAAUAAGGAUCUGUUUGGGAAGUCAGACCCAUACUUGGAGUUUCACAAGCAGACGUCAGAUGGCCACUGGCUGAUGGUUCACCGCACAGAGGUUAUAAAAAACAACCUGAAUCCCGUGUGGAAGCCUUUUAAAAUCUCUCUUAACUCUCUGUGUUAUGGAGAUAUGGACAAAACCAUUAAGGUAGAGUGUUAUGAUUAUGACAAUGAUGGAUCACAUGAUCUCAUUGGAACAUUUCAAACCACCAUGACAAAACUCAAAGAAGCCUCCAGAAACUCACCUGUUGAAUAUGAAUGCAUAAAUGAAAAAAAGAGACAGAAGAAAAAAAGCUACAAGAAUUCAGGUGUUAUCAGUGUGAAGCAUUGUGAGAUUACUGUAGAGUGCACAUUUCUUGACUACAUCAUGGGAGGGUGCCAGCUGAAUUUUACGGUGGGAGUGGACUUCACUGGCUCCAAUGGUGACCCCAGUUCUCCAGACUCUCUGCAUUACAUCAGCCCUAAUGGUGUUAAUGAGUAUCUGACUGCCAUCUGGUCUGUGGGAUUGGUAAUUCAAGAUUAUGAUGCUGAUAAAAUGUUUCCAGCUUUUGGCUUUGGAGCUCAGGUGCCCCCUCAGUGGCAGGUGUCUCAUGAAUUUCCAAUGAACUUUAACCCCUCGAACCCCUAUUGCAAUGGAAUCCAGGGCAUUAUAGAGGCAUAUCGGACCUGUCUUCCUCAGAUAAGACUCUAUGGACCAACUAAUUUUUCUCCAAUUAUAAAUCACGUGGCCAGGUUUGCAGCUGCAGCCACACAGCAGCGGACAGCCUCUCAAUACUUUGUGCUCUUAAUCAUCACUGAUGGCGUGAUCACAGACCUUGAUGAAACCAGACAGGCAAUCGUCAAUGCGGCCAAGCUGCCCAUGUCUAUCAUCAUUGUGGGAGUUGGGGGAGCUGACUUCAGUGCCAUGGAGUUUCUAGAUGGUGAUGGUGGAAGUCUCCGUGCCCCAUCAGGCGAGGUGGCCGUAAGAGAUAUUGUUCAGUUUGUGCCUUUCAGACAGUUCCAGAAUGCUCCAAAGGAAGCACUUGCUCAGUGUGUCUUGGCAGAGAUUCCCCAGCAGGUGGUGGGCUACUUCAACACAUACAAACUCCUCCCUCCCAAAAAUCCAGCUGGGAAGUAGAAGGAGCCAGGACAGCUAGAGGAUUUCAAAAACUAUGUGGAACAAUGCCCUCUCUCACACAGAAUGAUGUAUCUGCUGUCUGCGCUUUUUACCCCCAGGGUAUCUGAUGUAAACCCAGCUUUUUGUGUAUAUUCUCUCUGUGAAAAGCAUACAUUUAUACUUUUUGAAGAGGACAGUCGCAAGUCCAUUUCUGCUCAAUGAACUCAGUGAUUGUUAGUGAUUUAUAGAAAUUACAAGAGUGCUGUUUGGAAUUGAAUUUAAUGUGGGAAAAGUGAGGUUUGUUCGUUCGUUAUCUACUUUCUAUAAUGAAAUGCCAUUUUUAAGUGUGGCCAGUGGCGUGAAUGAGGAAUUAAUUACAGGAUGAAGUGGUAUACAAGUUGCUAAACGGUUUAUAGUAAAUAUUUUGCAAGUCCAUAGCACGACUGAAAUUGCUCCUUAAGUCAGGUACUGCGUUUGUACCUGUGACUCUAUUCUGUCCCUUUCUAUGCUGCAGUGUUUUUCAGUAUACAAACUGUGUUUUCACAUGGUUGCUUAUGUGAAAACCAAUGUGCUUACUCCUUUUUGAAAAUGUACAAUCGACCAGUGGAGAGCUCAUUGUAGACAAGACAUUUUUAUUUGCCUUUUGAAAUCUUUUCACUAUGAACUCUAGCACAUGUAUGGCCUCUGCUUUAUGAGUAAACAAGACACUCAGACUUCUGUAGGCAUCAAAUGAUAGGUCAUCCGAGAGGCUGCAUGACUAGAUCAGCAUACGUUGACUGAGUGAGUAGGAUUGCUUCACCCACUAAAGCUUUGAGGACCAAACAUUUAAGAUAAAAAUUCAAAAUUAGUUGUAGGCCAGGCAUGGUGGCACAUCAUCCGAACACUCGGGAGGCAGAGGCAGGAGGGCCAGUACAAGCCAACCCACCUACAGAGUUAAUUCCAGGACAGCCUGCUACUCAAUGAGAAUGUGUUUCAGAAUAACAAAGAAAAAUAAGUAAUUGAGAAAUACAUUUCUUCUAACUAAUGGCAUAAUUGCAAAAGGUAGUUUGUAUUUUUUUUUCUUGCUAAAGUCCUGUGUAUUGAUUUGUAUAGAUUUAUUUAGAUAUUUUUGCCUUUGAAAAAUAGUAUUGUUUUCUUUAAACUUAUAAUUCUAGUUAUUUAUUAAUCAAAAUUCCAUUUUUCAUUUCAAUAAUGUGCUAUUUCCUAAGUCCAGGAUUCUGUUAAGCAUAAAACCUGUAAGAUUAAAAAAAAAGAAAAGAAAAAGCAACAUAUACAAACUCUGUUCUAGCUGCUACAUUUACAUAGAGGGGACUUAGUAUUCUUUUUCUGAAGAAUUGAAUUAUUUUAACUUUACCCUGAAAAACAUGCUGUUUAGUGAACAUACAUUUUUGGAAUAGAUCUGUAACAUUUGUCUGAAGAUCUAGAUGCCAAAUACUUGGCCUAUCUAUGCAGUGGCCAAUUAUCACUAACAAUUUAACAGAAUUAUGUAUUCAUCAUAUAUCCUUAAGUGGAUGUCCACAGCCCCAGUCAGCAUUCCUGUCAGUGUUCCUGAGUCCUGCCACCACUGCCUGUGUCUUUGUUUUCUACAGGCUUCUCAGAAACUGCUUACUGCUGAGGGCUAGCUCAGAGAAGAUCCACCUGUGUGGUUUGCCUAGCCCAGUGAGCAGUUGCCUCCUUCCUACAUAGUAACCGGCAUCUGGAUGUGUGCUGUUAACCUGAAACAGUGUACCUCUAUAGAGCAGCCUUCUUAAAAUUUAUUUUCAUUUUGAGUUCUUUCACCCAAGAAAUUUUUAUGUAACCCCAGUUUUAUAAGUAUAGAAUUGUAUAUUAUAUUUAAGAUAGGUAUACAAAUCAAACAUUGCAAGGAAACCAAAAGAAAUUUAUUUUAGAUUCCUGGAGAUAUGGCUCCAGGUUAGUAGUCCAUAUUGCUCUUGCAGAGAACCUGUUGGUUUCCAGCACAUACAUCAUUCAGCUGUACUUGGCUGUAACUCCAGCGUUAGGGGAUCUGAUGGUCUCUUCUGCCCUCCGCAAGAACCUGCUUGUGUGCGCGCUCUCUGACUAUUAGGUAUUGCAGUACAUAGAACAUCUUUAAUGUACUUCAGAGUUGGUUGAUAUUUGAUUUAUGAUUGCCAAUACUUAGAAACCUUUUUCACAUAAAUACAUAGUACAACAUGCCAUCAGUGUUUAGAAGUGUUUCAGAAGUUGGAAAUUCUAUCCUCAUCCUAAGCCAAAACAAAUUUAAAGGGUUUUUUUUUUGUAUGAAGCUUAAGUUGACAGUUUUUAAAAAUCAAACUUUCUAGCGUAAUACAAUCUAGAGAUAUAUUGAUUUGAUAUUGACUUGAUUCAGAAUGACAGGAAAAUAUUGAAGUCUUUGUUUUCUGUAACUAAGCAUUUAUGAUAAAGUUGAGUGUAUACAGUAAAAUCACUUUAAAUCACAAUGUAUAAAGUAACCUUGAGUCUGAGCUGAGCUAUUGAGGUGUGUUCAUUGUUGUUGCCUGACAUGGCAGCUAUGUAGUGCAAAAUGCCCCUUCUGUCUCUUGACAGCCAAAGCUGCCGUGAAGUUGAGCAAUACAACAUGGGCAAGUCCUGCCAGAAACAUCUCAGAUUCUUUACACAUUUAGUUUUGAAUUCAUUUUUGGCCAUUGUUCUUUAGAAAGCUUUACUGUUGUUUUUUUUUUGUUUUUUUUUUUCUAGUUAGUUACAUGACUGCCUAUGGGACUGUGGCCCACAGUUCAAGAACAUAGGCUCUAUAGCAUUUGAAACCAUUAUUUAGUCCAGGGCCUCAGUCUCAGUUCUCUGUGCUUGGGAAGAUGUCACGGUGCUUUCAGGACUUUCUUUUGCACAUGGAGGGAGCCAGCACAGAAGUGCCUUAUAGAUUCUCUGUAUGCUAAGUGGUAGGAGAGGAGCUUUUUGACUCUGCAGCAAGGCUCACUAGGCUUACUCAGCCCCAAAGGGUACUCAGAACUGCAGGCCCUUCUUCAUCUGGUAGCCAUCUUGUUUCUGCUGUUUGGACUUUAACAGUUUUAUAUUCUGGUUUACCAGCAUUUUUUUCUUUUUAAAAUAGUUUUUAUUUAAAUGACUCAUCUUGAUCAGGUUUUAUAGAUUUGUUAUUCAUAGGAGCUAUGAUUCUGUCAAAUUAAGGUAACCCAUAUCUUUCUGCAGUUUGAAAUAAAAGCAUUUCCAACUUCUAGAUGAUCAUUUUAUAAAAUUCUUAGUUUUACCACUCACUUUCAUUCCAUACUGUUUUGUAGUGGUUUGUACUCAAACCACUUUCUCAUACUUAUUUUUCCUUUUGUGCCACUAUUUGAACAAAUGCCAUUCAUUCUUAAAGAACAUCUAAAAUAAAAAUCAGCUAACUGACCUUUAUUUCUUUAUAACUACAUAUGUACAUGGAUGUCCUGUGCAUAGACACACAUAGUUUCUCACAUGUAUAUAUUCAGAAGUAGUAUUCCUACUGGCCUCGUUAUCUCCUUUUCUGUUUAAGAUUGAUUUGUUUAAGAUCAUUGAAUCUUAAAUCAUCUGAGGAAUUUACAGUUAUUCACUUUAGACAGUGCUCUGUCAGCUUUCCCAGAGUAGAACCAGGGCCUCACUGAUCGUGUGCUGCUGCGCGUUACAUGCCUCGCCCUUUUCCUCUCAUAUUAGAGAGCCAUCACCCAGAAUGCUCUCUAGGCUAUUUUUCAUGAAGGUGAUGUAAGUUAGCAGCUGGGUAGAAAUUAUGAGCAGUUGUCUUGUGGCAGGCAGCACAAUAUGUGCAUAACUAAGUAUGUAAGUUUAUAUUAAAUACAUUUUCCAUGUGAAUUCCCUUUAAAUAAAGUUACUCUUGAUGUAA